Mesorhabditis spiculigera is the source of this 1239-nucleotide messenger RNA. The record is from the annotation of a GenBank genome assembly. Lineage: Eukaryota; Metazoa; Nematoda; Chromadorea; Rhabditida; Rhabditidae.
AUGAUGGAAAAUGAUGCAGUUGGUAUCGACUUUGGUAGUUUCCGCACGAAAAUUGGCAUUUUUCGAGCCGGAAAAUAUGAAGUAAUUCUGGAUGAGCAAGGGCAUCCCUGGGAUUCUUAUGUAACAUUUGAGCCGACUGAAAACUUUUUCGGGCGUGAAGCUUUAAAACGGCAGGGCGAUAGUCUAGCUUCAACGAUUUAUGCAUGGAAGAAUCUGAUCGGCUGUUCGAGUGAGGAUUUGGCAGCGGUUUUGGAGUUGUCAACAAAGUUAUUCAAUAAAACGCCGUCGUCAGUUUCGACGAUCGAAAUUGCGUGUGGUGGUUAUUCAUUUUCUCCAGAUGAAAUCACAUCAAUGUUCUUUGCUCCUAUCAAGGAACGGAUAGACCACCUCUACCCGCCAGCCAAUUGCUCCAAAAAUGAUGAGGCUCAGAUUUCGAAGACACGCAGAAAGUGUGUCAUCACGGCACCAGCGUUUUUGACGGACGCGAAGCGACAGGUGUUGAAGCGGUGCCUUGAAGACGCUGGCUUUGAGGUUUUACAUAUUCUCGAUGAGCCGACAGCUGCUGCGAUUUCUUACGGCUUUUCAAACUCUUCUACUUCCAACUCUAGAACUCCGAAAAACAUCCUCACCCUCGACCUGGCAAUCGUUUUAUGGGCAUUUUCAUUACCCAUUGAAAACGAACUCAUCACGAGAAUCUGGGUGAUGAAUGAAGGAGAGAAGCUGAAUAUUGAAGAGGAGUGGCUCGUGAAGAAAGCGGCUUUGCAAGCUCUCGAGGAACGGCUAAGCGGGACUGAAUGCACCAUCAAAUACCCGAAAGCCCAAAUCGCCUACAAGCUGAACCGUAGCCAAAUGGAAAACUGGUGGGAGAUAUUUUUGGCAAGACUGGAGGACGCAAUUAGAGAGACGUUAAAAGACUCUGGGCUCUCUGCUGAAAGCGUAGAAGAAAUUCUGCUGACCGGUCAUUUCUCCAAAAUCAUCAAUAGCUUCGAGAUUUCCGAGAGAAUCUUCGGACGUAAGGGUUCGAUGGUUUCAGAAAAUAAUGCUGUUGCUCAGGGCGCUAGUAUAUUCGCUGCCCAUCUUCAUUCUGCCGAAAACCCGAAAAGCUACGGGAGAGUCCACGAAAAUCCGUACGUACGGGAAUUAGAAGUUGACCCAGCUAGGGAACCACCUGAAGUUACACGCCCAAACUCAAGCCUCACCUUUCCAACCGAUCCACUCAUCCAGGCGGAAACCCGAUUU